AUGAAAGAGUACUGUAGCUCUUCACAGAUGUCGGCAAAAGUCCAUGCGCCCCUUGCAUGGGCGCCGGCACCGCGCAAGAAAAAGUCUGUCAAGCUGUCGAUCAAUGACCGACUGCGUCUGCUGAUUGGUGACAUGAUUAGCGAAGAGGAUCUGGGAAAGCGCCUGGCAUUUGGACGCGUUCUGGGCACUGGAGCUACAUCCAAGGUUUACGAGGCCCUAGACACGGCCACUGGUGAUCGCGUGUCGGUAAAAGUGUUUGACAAGGCAACGUUGGUCGAGGCACGUCGCUCCAUGGUUGCUGACGGCCACUUUGUGCCGGAGAAAGCCGUGCAUCGUGUGCGUCGUCGACUUCUGAAGCUUGUAUCCGAACUUGAAAUUUCCAAGUUGCUGAACCAUCCUAAUAUUGUCAAGUACCUGGGAGCUUUUGAGACGUCUCACCGAAUUUGCAUCGUGUAUGAGCUUGUUGAGGGCUCGGAUUUGCUUGAACGUCUGCUGGAGAAUGGAAGGAUGCCCCAGCAUCAGGUAGCCGUUGUCCUUCGUCAGCUAUUAUCGGCGGUGGAAUACUGUCAUGCUCGCAAUAUUUUUCACCGUGACUUAAAGCUGGAAAAUGUGAUGAUUACUAAAGAUCUGGAAGUGAAGCUUAUUGAUUUUGGAUUGUCUGAAUGUAUGGCAUGCGCCGAGCGGCCGCUGAAAACGGUAUGUGGUACGCCUUUGUAUUGCAGCCCAGAGAUUCUUUUUCUACACAGUUCUGCUGAAAGUUGCCGUAAAGGCUUUUAUGGAGCACCUGCCGAUGUGUGGAGCGUAGGUGUUCUAAUCUUUGCACUCCUUACAGGAUGUGCACCUUUCGAUGACUCGGAUUUUCACACACUACGUAUAGAUGUAUUACGGAACCACAUCAAUUAUCCUGCGUACAUUUCAGAUCAAGUGAAAGAGGUACUUAAGAGUGUGCUUGUAAUUGAGGCGACGAUGAGACCUACUGUUAAAGAGUUGCUGUCUCAUGGCUGGCUUCAGGACUCGGCAGAAUACAAUCUGAUAGCCAACAAUGAGGUGGAGCUGACUAACGCCGAAGCGAAAGACAACUGGUCGUACGCUACACGCAAUGACAAUGUCGAGAUCAGCUGUCGCUCACUUCUUUGUCGCACUAGCGGUUCGGAUUGUACGUACAGCUCGGACCCAAGCCUCGAAGGCGCAAGUAAACGCCGAUCAUCAACAACAACAAACGUUCUAAACGUGGAAAACGAUGCUUGUGAGGGCAUACAUUUUUUCAAUAGUGACUCACUGGGGCAUUUUAAUAAAUUAUCGUAUAGAUAA
Peronospora belbahrii is the source of this 1311-nucleotide messenger RNA. Lineage: Eukaryota; Oomycota; Peronosporomycetes; Peronosporales; Peronosporaceae. The record is from the annotation of a GenBank genome assembly.